Molecule: messenger RNA, 4860 nt
Organism: Amyelois transitella
Lineage: Eukaryota; Metazoa; Arthropoda; Insecta; Lepidoptera; Pyralidae
Exons: 5
Coding region: 853-4782 (1309 amino acids)
Biological process (GO): proteasome-mediated ubiquitin-dependent protein catabolic process; protein linear polyubiquitination
Cellular component (GO): LUBAC complex
Molecular function (GO): ubiquitin-protein transferase activity; ubiquitin binding
Source: RefSeq, a predicted model, not a curated record
CACAGGGUUUGAAUUAAAAGAUCUUUGAAAAUAUUAUUAAGAUUAUAUACGUUUUUAAAGUAAUUCAUCCUAUAGACAAGCUAAGUGAGCGAUGAGAGAAUGCAGUGUUAUAAACGUAUUUUGAAACAAAAACUAGGAAGCCAGAUUUAAGUGAGGUCGGAGCGCGCUCCCCAAACAAGAAUGAAAUGAAAAUAGCAAGAAUUGAGUCGCGAAGUUGUGCUAAAUAUAGCUGGGCGGGCGUAGAGCACCGCGCGACCCAGUGAGUGCGCACGCGCCGCGACAUUCGCUUUGUUUCGUUUUCGUCUCUAAUAUUUUUCUAAUAACCAUUAGAAUAAUAUUUACUACAGUUACAUCUUUAUUAAAUUACACUCCGCCGCGCAUUACAAUUGAGUUGGAUGAAGUGGAUUCUGAUUUAAUAGGACGACCUCAAAUGCGCUAUAUUGAGGCUAAUAUGCUCUAGAUUCGAUUAUCGCACUUUGUAACUUCGGCUUUAUUUUCAUGUGCGUAAGUAUUUGUUUACCUAUAAGUAUUUUAUUAUGACUUACAUUAUUUUUCCAGUACAAGUGUACCUUAUUAAUUUGUGUUACCUGAUGUGUUUUUACUUAUUUAUGUAUAAAAUAAAAGCAGUUUUUUUUCGUCUGAAAACAAGUGGUAAUAAAUAAUUUCUUAAUUGCCCAACCAGAAAAGCAGUAAAUAUUUAAUAUUAAAGUACAGUAAUUUGCAACUAUUUCUGAAUUAGGUAUAACCUGAGUGCAGAGCAUAUCAAGAACAUAUAUUGUACGUUUAUUACGUACAAUAUAUGUUCUUGACAUUUGAGGUAGUCAAUUUCUUUGAAUAUAUGUUUCAGGUGUAAUGAGCGGCGCCGUAGAGCCGGAGACAGGCCGGCCGCGCCCUCUGUCCGGCACGCUGUGGACGUUGUUCUCGUGGCUGCGACGCGACGACGCCGGCUCCUCCGACAGUCUCUCCAGCGCCGGCUCCGACCGCUCCGCCGCCAGCUUCGCCUUCCUCUCGCCCGCGCACUUCCGCCACUCUGCGCCCGUGCCGCGCCCGCCGCCGCCGCCGCCUACAGACUCCUACAAGAAGAGGGUGCACGACCGCAACCUGCGGCGACAACACGAUAGAGACCUAACGUUGCAUCGCAAGUACGGCUUGUUUAGAGGCGACACCACUAUCGGAUACGACGUCACAAGCCUGCCUUUGGCGCGGCGAUCCGCUCGCAGUAACAGUGAUAAACAGGAUCGAGAGCGCAGAGCCAUCAGUGAAUCCUUGCAGCGUCGCACGCCGUACGUCCCUGGAAAACGACGAGCUCCUCUACCGCCCGUUCAAGCUGCGGCUGGUACGUCGGCCACUCUUCCUUAUCGACAUUCGCGAAAACGACGAGCCCCACAACCUCCAAUAAAAAUCGAGGAAAAAGCUAAAGAAAACUUUGAAGAAGUUCAAGGAAGGACAGGAAUGAAUCCUACACCCGGCAAUAGUAAACUAACGUUACCUAGUGAUGUAACCAUAGGUUGUAAAUCAGAGAAAUACGUUAAAAAGAAACAACACGAGACAACAGAAAUAAAAUCUAAACCAGAAAAGAGUUUUCUUAAACAAAUAUUUGAAAAUAAUAAAAAAAGAAGAUCUGCCAUUGAAACUACUAUGAGGAUUCUACCUAGCAUUAGCGAAUUAGAUAAACAAGCGGCGGAGAUUAUAGAAACGAGUAGAUUUAAAGAGCGAGAACAAAACCUAAAAAUUUCAAAAAUUGACGAACAUGGUGAAAGAUCAGACAUGACUAAAAGACCUCGAUGGAUUUGUGUAACGUGCUUAAGAUGUUUUGAUGAAUCAAUAAAUACAUGUUCUUUUUGUUUAUCGAGUCAGAAACCUAUUAAUAAUUUUGUACAAGAAAAAAAUAGAAAUGUAGCAAAUACUACACAAACAUCAAAAAAUCUUGAAGAUGACGAAAGGCAGCAACUUAAAAAAAUGUUAAAGGAGAUGAAAGAUUCACUACCAAAAAAACAAAAACCAGUUGAAGAUAUUUUUGCCAGAGAUGUACCGGUAAUGACAGCAUCUUUAGCUGAUAAAGGCCCCGUUACUAUCUCAGAAACUCCGACACUUUGUGUUAGAUCAAAACAUCAAGAAUUAAAUCUAUCUGCCGCAGGAGAGCCAUCACCUUCAAAAAAGGUUCUAGAAGAAUCUAAAAAUAUACCUAAAAGUGACAAUACUAAUGAAAUUGUUCGAAAAAUAUUGCUACAAGGUACUGUGAAAUCUACUGAAAAGUUAAUGAAAAACAUAACGAAUAAUACACCAAAAAAUAUGAUGAGGGACAGAUCUGCUGGUUGCAAAAUAGAUGAUAAGACAAAUAGAACUGAAUGCCUUCACUUAUCUGAUACUAAACAGAUUAGUACACCAUUGAAGAUUUCGUCGUUGUUGAAUCCAGUUUAUAUUCCAAAACAACUUCCUGUGCAACCUAACACAUUUUCUACAAAUACCUCAAAAAACGAAGACGAUAAUGUGGUAUCAAAACAUACCAAGAAUGUUAUAUUGAAUGAGACAUCUCAAAAUAAAACACAUAUUGUGCCUUCGACAUCCAAUAUGCUGAAUAUUAUUGGUAAAACUACUGUGUCUACGGAAUCCCAAACAAAUUCAGCAAAUCAAAAAUCUAUCACGACAAAGGUAGAUGAGAUAAGUCAACAUUCGCGACGCAGAGAAUUAAUAAAUCAACUUGAGAAGUCGAUAGCCGAGGGCGACGAACGAGCCGCCGCCGAUGCAGCAGCUAAACUGGCUCAGUUGCGGUUGUCGUGUUCAGUGUUAUCUUUUACUUCACAAAUUUUAUCAAAUAAAGAUAAUGCUAUUCAACAAACGAAAGAGACGGUAGUUAAAAAUGAAAAUCAGAUAUUGAAAGGUCCAUCUGCACUGAAUAUAUGUGUUACAAACAGUACAGUGAUUCCUGCUUCAUCAAAAACCCCGGAAAUAAAUUCUGUAAGGAAACUUGAACCAAAUAACAAACAAGUUGACAAACCUGAAACAAGUAGCUCAAAGUCACCAUUAAAAACAGAUGCUUCGGCUUCACAUUCACAAGUUGUACAUGGUAAUGGCGCCCACAUGGUGUUGUACGAUAAUGUGGUAUCAAAACAUACCAAGAAUGUUAUAUUGAAUGAGACAUCUCAAAAUAAAACACAUAUUGUGCCUUCGACAUCCAAUAUGCUGAAUAUUAUUGGUAAAACUACUGUGUCUACGGAAUCCCAAACAAAUUCAGCAAAUCAAAAAUCUAUCACGACAAAGGUAGAUGAGAUAAGUCAACAUUCGCGACGCAGAGAAUUAAUAAAUCAACUUGAGAAGUCGAUAGCCGAGGGCGACGAACGAGCCGCCGCCGAUGCAGCAGCUAAACUGGCUCAGUUGCGGUUGUCGUGUUCAGUGUUAUCUUUUACUUCACAAAUUUUAUCAAAUAAAGAUAAUGCUAUUCAACAAACGAAAGAGACGGUAGUUAAAAAUGAAAAUCAGAUAUUGAAAGGUCCAUCUGCACUGAAUAUAUGUGUUACAAACAGUACAGUGAUUCCUGCUUCAUCAAAAACCCCGGAAAUAAAUUCUGUAAGGAAACUUGAACCAAAUAACAAACAAGUUGACAAACCUGAAACAAGUAGCUCAAAGUCACCAUUAAAAACAGAUGCUUCGGCUUCACAUUCACAAGUUGUACAUGGUAAUGGCGCCCACAUGGUGUUUAUAUCUGUAUGGAUCGAAGACAAAAACGCAACACGGGGCCCGCUAAAACUGCAGAUUAACCGCAACGCAUCGGUGGGCUUGUUGCGCGGCGCGGCGGAGGCGGGGCUGGGUAUAGCGCGCGAGCUGCAGCGCUGGAUCGUGGGCCGCACACUGUGCCUCGACGACGCCACGCCGCUCGUUACACUAGCAGGCGAAGAUCUUGAUGCGCCCUUUUAUUUGUGCGUUGUGGAAUUUGAUUCUAAGCAAAAAGCGUCUAUCAAAGACGGUAGUACAAAUUCUACAAGAAAAAUAAGUUCGGAUAUUAUAAAUACGAAAAAUAACGAUAGAACCGGUGAUGUAUACACAGAACUAAUGCAGCUAGAGCGGCAGGCUCUCGUGCCUAACGGUGAACUCUUCGAAUGUGAAAUCUGUAUGGAACCCUGCCCAGUAGGCCACGGUGCCGUAUUACGUGAAUGUGUUCACUCGUUUUGCCGCAACUGCCUCGCCGACAUGAUACGUCACUGCGAAGAACCAGCAGUAUCUUGUCCUGCUAUGGGAUGUCCGGGAACUUUACAUGAACGAGAAAUUCGCGCGCUAAUUACGCCUGAGGAAUACGAGAGAUGGCUAGCGAAAGGACUUGCUUUCGCGGAGAGCGGCACACGAAACGCGUUCCACUGUCGAACUCGAGACUGCACAGGGUGGGCUCUUUGUGACGCUGGUGUGCGAAAGUUCCCCUGUCCUGUAUGCAAACACAUUAACUGUGUGCCUUGUCAGGCGAUACACGAAGGUGACACCUGCGAGAAAUAUCGAUCAAAAUUGCAACAAACAGCUAACCAAGUUUCAAAUCAAACUGAUGAGGUUACUAAGGCUCUUCUGGACUCAUUGAUUUCACGAGGUGAAGCCUUGGAAUGUCCCGAAUGUAGUGCAAUAAUAACUAAAAAAUGGGGUUGUGACUGGGUGAAGUGCUCGGCUUGCAAGACAGAGAUCUGUUGGGUGACGCGGGGGCGCCGUUGGGGACCCGGCGGCCGCGGCGACACCAGCGCGGGCUGUCGCUGCGGCGUCGAGGGCAAGAGGUGUCACCCGUCUUGCGGAUAUUGCCAUUAGAUAAUUAAAAUAUAAUCAAUUGUGUUUAUUAUGACAAAAAAUGUGAUCAAUUAAUAAAUACACCUGAAUAAAUUUUUG